AGCUACCGCAGUUGUUGGCGUUUUAUGCCAUGUUGUAGUCGCUCCAUCUAGGGUGAAUCGAAACAACAGUGUUUAUCGCUUUUUAUGGUUUUUUAAUUAGUGACACACAAGUCAUUGCUAUUAUUUUCUUGUGAGAUAUCUCUGAUUACACUGACUACCGGACAAAUCAGAAUCAUCCAAAAUGCAAAACAUGUGACAGUAGUGGCAUCGUAUUUACUCGUGUUGUGACCGCGUUUUGGUGCUCGUCGAUCAAUCAAGAUGUUUUCCAAAAACAAAGUUUCUUCUAGUCAUGGAGGUAGAGGUCGUGACUUUAAAGGAAUAGUGAGUACGCGGGCGAGCGCGGCCGCGGGCUCCGGUCCGGCGGCGUGCGGCAUGGAGUGCGGCGGCGUGGCGGCGGCUGCAGGUGGAUUUCCUGCGCACGCGCCGCACCCUGCGCACCCCGCCAUGUCUCCAACAGAGCGAUCGCCGGCCAAAACUGGACUCCAUGUCAAUUUCAGUGAUAAAGGCGAGGUAAAGGAACGAAGAGAGAAGUUCCUGACGGCAAAAUACGGCAGUCACCAAAUGGCUCUAAUACGGAAGCGGCUAGCCGUCGAGAUGUGGCUAUAUGAUGAGCUGCAAAAACUCUACGAGAUUCCUAAGGAAAGCUCAGGAGGCAGCGCGGGCGCAGCCUCGCAGGAGGUGGAGGUGGACAUCGACGAGCUGCUGGACAUGGACAGCGACGACUUGCGCCGCAGACACCUCGUGACAUUGUUAUCAGAUGCCAAAAAACCUCAAAAGGAUGUAAAUAAAUUUAUCAACGAUCUACUAGAGAAGGCGAAAACUCUGUAAGAACAAAGUCACUUUCGUCAACGAACCAUAGUAAUGGUGCUCGGCGGCCGGCGGACUUAGUAGCGAUAAGUUAGCGGGCGCCGUUUGUGAUAAUGUAUGAUUGAAGGUUUGGUGAAGCGGCGGUGGCAAAUAGUUGUGGAGAUCAUUUGUACUCGAGCUUGUUUUGUUACGAGUGUGAUACGAUGGGAGAGAUCACUACAUGCCAUCUCACGACGUAGUAAAUUUUGUGUGAUGGCCGAUGCGUCAUGUUCUUAAGGUCAAGUCUACGAAAAGAUCUGUCAAAUCUCUCAGAUUUGUUAUAAGGGUACAGUUAAUUCUUUGUACUGAGUAUCUACCUGCAAUCAAUUUUUAACUUGAAAAAUUUGCGGUUUUAUUUCGACUAAAAUCGCAAGCGGAAAAAUUACCGGUUACCUAGUUAAGAUAACUGAAGUGAAUCUAACGUCGAUAAUUUUCACCGCUGUAUGUAGUAUGAUUUGCCAAAGCCUACAGAAUAUUAGCAACGGAUCUGUUAUAUAAUACGUUGCGUUCUUAUUCUUUAGCUCGAUCCUCCAUCGGACGUACAUACAUAUCAUUCAGCCUUCAUACACAAUAAGUUUCAUUGCGCGGGACGAAGGCAAAGUACAUGAUGAUGAACACAAAUGAUUACUCAUUCACCAUUAUGUCUGUAAAAGAAAUAUUUCAUGCAAAGGUUACUAAUGAUAUUACUAAUUUCUCUUAUCGUCUAGUAUUGCAUAUAUUUAAGUGUGUGCUUGCUCGUCCCGCGUAGCGGCACGCCGCGCCGCGACUUUUGCUUGUCCGUGGUCUUCGGUUGUAUUAUCAAAGUUUGAGAUCAAAGAUAAGUAUGGUAUUGUAGCAAAUAAUCUCUUUCUCAUCCAAAUAGUAGCUCCUACGACUGCGCAGUUUCCUUUGUAUGCCCCACUUUGGUCAGGCUCCUAUUUCCUCUUCCACUUAAAUUUUUUUAAGAGUGGCUGAGACACCACAGGAGUAAUAAUACCUUACUAGAUGUGCUAUGACUGACUGUUUCUACCUCCCUUUAUUGGCCUGAACCUGUCCACGUGCAUUGUCUUGUCGUAAGAGAAAGAGUUAGAUUUACGGUUUAGUGUGUAAUGCGUAUACAAAUAAGAUGACUAAAUAAAUAAUUAUAGUCGCCAUUAUAGCUUUGUUAGGUACCAUGCCUUUGUGAUAUAACGAGAUCAGUGUGCUGGGUCACGUAAACGCUUCACUGUUAGCUGAAUCGUAUUUAGUACCACUAUUAGCGAGGACAAUAGGUAAUACCUUCGUGAAUAUUAUAGAUAGCAAAUCUAGAAUUUUAGCUCGAUGAACCUUCAUACAGAUAAUAUUGUUUAAAAAUAUUUUUAACUAGAGGCCGCCCGCGACUUCGUCCGCAUGGAAACCCUAUCAAUCCCGCGGGAACUCUGGGAUAAAAAGUAGCCUAUGUGUUAUUCUGGGUCUUCAGCUACCUACAUACCAAAUUUCAUGGUAAUCGGUUCAGUAGUUUUUGCGUGAAAGAGUAACAAACAUCCAUACAUCCAUACAAACUUUCGCCUUUAUAAUAGUAGUAGGAUAUUUAUCUACUUAGGUAUACCGACAUACCUACCGUAUGUCGAAAAUAGCAGGUUUCUUUUUAGGGUUCAUAAAAUUACAAAUAAAAAUUUUAAACUCUUAUUUUAUUCAAAUGUAUUUAAUUCUUAUCAAACCAGAAAAACGUUGCCUCAUUAUUUAAUUUAACAGUCGAAGAUAUUUUAACUUUAGUAAGAUAAAAGCAAUGUAAUGUAGUGUAUUUGAGUGUUUUACAAUGUCGCAAUAUGCCUGCGAAUAAACCAAAGCGUAGCAAUAACGAAAUACAAAUUAAAGGUACAAUGUCUAUAGGUGCCUAUUUUAUCAUUUUAAUUACCGCGAUGUGUAAGUGAAUUCGAUUAUGUUAUUAAUCUUGUUUGGAUACGGACUGCAAUCUAAAUGGCAGAAUGUGAAACCCUGUAAAAACUACUGAAAUAAAAUGUUUGAAGAGUUUUUACUGAACAUGGAAAAACAAAAUAGAAAAGAACGUACGCCAAAUACGUUUAAAUGUUCUAUGUAAUUCCUCGGAGCAAGUAUUGAUUCAUGGUUGAUCAUUGUUCUUUCAGGGUCCUUGACUAAUACAAAAAUUUUUUAAUCGAGCAAUUUGCAGUAACUGAAUUGCAUUGUUUGUUCUUAAAUGCUGAUGUCUGUAUUUUGCCUGACAUUGAAUUUCACAGUAUUGUAAUGUAGUGAGUGUAUUGUAAGCGACAGUGAAGUCGCGCCGGCGCCGAGGGGCACGGCCGUAGUAGGCGCACUGUCCGUUGUUGAAGGCCUUUUUGUAUUAAAUCAUUUUAAUAAUAAA
Amyelois transitella is the source of this 3187-nucleotide messenger RNA. RefSeq names its product protein phosphatase 1 regulatory subunit 14B. The coding region runs from base 259 to 828 and encodes 189 amino acids. The record is from RefSeq and is a predicted model, not a curated record. Gene Ontology annotation, molecular function: protein serine/threonine phosphatase inhibitor activity. Gene Ontology annotation, biological process: regulation of phosphorylation. NCBI's taxonomy places the organism in Eukaryota, Metazoa, Arthropoda, Insecta, Lepidoptera, Pyralidae. Gene Ontology annotation, cellular component: cytoplasm. The transcript is spliced from 6 exons.